GCGGCGAUGAACUGUGCCACCUGGUCACAGAUCAUGACGACAUCAUCUUCAUCAUCCUCCACCUUGCCGCAGUCCAAUAUUGUCUGAGAGCUCACUGUCCUUCGCAGUGUCGGUAUGAAGCCACGUUUCUUGCGCUAUGGCAACUAAUCCAUCGCCAUCAAACCUGGAAACUUCGCGGGAAGAGAUUACGCCACCCAAACAGCCGAACUCUUCAGGCACUGGGUCACAAGAUUGCCCAACUUGUGUCAGGCGGAGAAUCCGAUGCGAUAGAUCCCUGCCUACAUGCGCCAAAUGCUCGAAAAAAGGUCUAACUUGUCCUGGUUAUGGACCUCGUUGGCGUUGGGCCAAUGGCAUUGCAGUUCGUGGCCAUCUCAAAGGUCGAACAGCACCAGAUAUCGAAAGGCCGACCAAGUCCAGUACUCUCAAGGCUUCAGUCUCACCCACUUCCACCAAAUCCCCUGAAGCAGAUGGCAUUUUCCGUGGCAUAUCAGGGAUAGAUCCGCUGGAGAUGCUAUUUCCAGACUUCCCUGACCCUGCUACAAGGGCUCGACUUCUGUAUCACUAUGACAAGAACAUUGCAGGAUUGAUGGUGUGGAUAGAUUCCGAGCGAAACGAAUAUCGAAAGCUGGUCCUCCCUUUGGCUAACCGCCAGCCAGUUCUCCUCUUGGCCAUCCUCGCCAUUUCAGCACAGCAUCUUGCCGUCACCACUAAUAUAGAAUCUAGCUUCUCGGCUAGAGCACGCGAUGCAGCCGUCUCGAUGAUUUCAACCCAGAUUCGGCAGGUCACCAGCCGCUUGGCUGCUGGGUAUGAUUUGAACAGCGAAAUCGACGUGGACACCGCGGUGUGGAUGCUCGCCUCCAUGCUCACACUUGCAUCUUAUGAAAUGGCCGAGUCGGAGACCGGCGCCACAGCUGCCGACUCACAUAGGCAGGCCGCUCGUACCUUGGUGAACGCGCUCGCAACUACAAAUCGGGAGAGCAACGAUCUGUUCAAUUUUCUGCGCAACCAGCUUUCCAUUUACGACAUUCUUGCCUGCACCACCUCGUUUAUGAGUACUCGUGAGGUGAUACGACCUGCUCCUAGCCAUGCCAACCUCAUCUUCUCCGAAUAUCUCGGUCUUUUGCACCAGGUAACAGUUUUUUCGCGUCAAAUUGAUGAUUCUGGGCCAUCGAAAAUAUCCAGCUUGAUCGAGCCUCCCAUCACGCCGGUUGAGGCUCGUGCAAGGUUCGAGUUAGCUCGGGGCUCAACACUCAUGGCUGCCGGACUUCUCGAAUUGGCAUGGGACGAGAGAAGACACGAUUUUGUCCGGAUUGUGGACAUAUAUCAUCAUGCUGCCCUGUUGUACACUUACAGAAGCAUUUUCAGAGGGAAAGUUGAUGCUUUAGAUAUCUCCAUAUCUACCAACAUGUUGUUCGAGCGAUUACAUCAGCUAGAAAACCGGCAUUCAUGCAUGCAAAAUUUGCCGUGGCCAGUGCUAAUUGCCGGCACAGAGUGUGGUGGCAACCAAGAAAGAGAAGUAUUCAUAGCAAGCUUGUACGAAGACAUUGCUAAAGACAUGGGCUUCAAGCACUAUCUAGAAGUGCUUCAUUUCUUGAAAGACCUUUGGUCGAACGGACAUGGCGAUUGGCUCCAGCUGGCGCGUCAGUACAGCGCCAACGGGAAACAAAUCGUGGCCGUGUGAGGUGCGCAGACAUCUUUCUUGACUUUGGAAGUGAUGCUGCGCUGGUCUCCUGGACGCCUCAAUCGCUACAGCCGUCAAUCUAUACACCAUUUCGGCAGGGGAUUGCCCGGCUGCAAACCGGCUCGUGGACCCGAGGGUCAAAGUGGUGGGGUAACAGGGUGCGGUUCUUCAUGCAUGGCCUGAACAUGCCACUCGCUGGCUGAUGUGUGGAGAGCGACAUGAUUUGGUGCCAAUCCUGCUGCGUUUUGGGAGGACGGAAUGGUGUUAUCACAAUUGGACCUUCAUUGUCUAUUCCCUUUCUGUGUCCGUCUGAGGGUAUUUUGAGCACGUAUGAAGUGCUACAUGUCGGGAUCACCUUGUACAAGUAUGCUAUUGCAUAUUACUCUGUCAUCUAUGAACGCGCUUUGGCGGGAUUCGAAGCUAGAUGGCGACAACCGAUGACAUGUGAAUACCCACGUCCCAGUCCGCGAUGUGCAUGCCCUGGAGCGUGUGUGCUGUCCAGUGGAUGUCAGAGUCUUACUGCUUCUCGCAUGGCUUCAAACAUGCCCUUUACACUGACUCGAGGGUACAAAUGCACUUCUUAUCGGGUUGAGAGUGCUUAGUGUCGGGCAGGUCGCUAGAUGAGGUAUUCAAGAUCCUCGCUGGUUACGUUCGAUAAUACAAAUCAUUGUCAACAUGCAGCACGUCUGCGGCAAUUGGCCCGUAAGAUUCUCUUGGGCUUCAAUGGUGCGGUAUCAUCUCGCCCUUUC
Messenger RNA from Exophiala oligosperma, 2430 nucleotides. RefSeq lists its product as uncharacterized. The record is from RefSeq and is a predicted model, not a curated record. The transcript is spliced from 3 exons. Lineage: Eukaryota; Fungi; Ascomycota; Eurotiomycetes; Chaetothyriales; Herpotrichiellaceae. Gene Ontology annotation, cellular component: nucleus. Gene Ontology annotation, biological process: positive regulation of transcription by RNA polymerase II. Bases 137 to 1681 code for a protein of 514 amino acids. Gene Ontology annotation, molecular function: zinc ion binding; transcription cis-regulatory region binding; DNA-binding transcription factor activity, RNA polymerase II-specific.